Messenger RNA from Mytilus trossulus (common blue mussel), 2086 nucleotides. RefSeq lists its product as uncharacterized. Lineage: Eukaryota; Metazoa; Mollusca; Bivalvia; Mytilida; Mytilidae. Bases 356 to 1507 code for a protein of 383 amino acids. Gene Ontology annotation, biological process: DNA integration. The transcript is spliced from 2 exons. Gene Ontology annotation, molecular function: nucleic acid binding. The record is from RefSeq and is a predicted model, not a curated record.
CAAUACUAUGUUUAUGGCCUUAGUCAUGUUAGUUAUGGCUGUAUAAACUAGCCACAAUUUAGACGAAACGGCCGUCUGGCAUUGAUACCAAAUUUUAUCCUAGGGGCGGAUUCAGACAUUUUAAAAAGGGGGGUCCACACCCGUAACAAAUAGAUUAUUACUAUGACGACACAUCAAAGUUUCGUUUCUUUAGCGAUACUUAUCGCCAGUCAUUAGUCACUGUGAUCAAUUAUACUCAUUUAGGAUUAACAUUCGACCCACGAUGCUCGAUAGUAAUACUAGUUUACAAAUCUUUGAAUUGAAGUAGUCACAUUUUAAACAGCUUACUUUAUUACAGGUGUCAGAUCAAAUAAUCAUGACCACAAAUGAUUUAGCUAUCAUUAUUUCAACCUACUUUAGCCUAGGUUUGCAAUAUGAAGAAAUUAUUGGUUUGUUGGCUCAAAGACAUAAUGUUAUUUUAUCUAUGAGAACUUUGAAAAGACGCUUAGCUUCGUAUGGAUUGUACAGACGAAAGAAUUUUUCGGAUAUUUUCCAAGUUGCUAUGUUUAUCUUCGAACAACUAAAGUCAUCUGGUUGUCUCCAUGGAUACCGUUGGAUGCAUUCGAGAUGCUUACAGAAUGGUUUUAUUGUCCAAAAGGAGAUGGUAAGAAUCCUAUUAGGCAUAUUGGAUCCUUCUGGCGUUGCUGCGAGAGUUAAGCGCAAACUAAAAAGAAGGCACUAUAGAUCCAAGGGUCCCAACUACAUAUGGCACCUUGACUCAUAUGAUAAGUUAAAACCGUAUGGAAUUUGUGUCAACGGAUGUAUAGAUGGGUUUUCAAGGUUUAUAAUUUGGUUACGUGUUGGUAGAAGCAAUAAUAACCCACGAAUUGUAGCGGGAUUUUAUGUAGAAGCUUUGACUUCUUUAGAAAGGGUACCACAUUCAAUACGAUCAGACAUGGGAACCGAAAACAGUUAUAUUGCUGAAAUGCAGUCAUUCUUAAGGAGGAAUGGUCCCGGAAGCAGAACAGCUUUUCUCUAUGGAACAAGUCAACACAAUCAACGUAUAGAGAGCUGGUGGGGAAUACUUAGAAAAGAAUGUGUACAAUUUUGGAUGGAAUUCUUUGAACAGAUGAAGCAAGACGGCUACUUCACAGGCGACUUCAUCGAUAAAAGUCUGAUACAAUAUUUUUUCAUGGAUAUUAUCAGAAAAGAGCUUGAAAAUGUCGUUGAAACAUGGAAUGCACACCGAAUUCGCAAAUCGAAGCAUUGCGACAUAAACGGGCGUCCAAUGGUCUUAUACCAGGCACCUUUCUUGAAAGGCACCGAGGAUUAUUCACUACCUUUGGACAAUGUCGAACUAAAUGCUUGUGCCGAGGAGUGUGACUUCGACGAUUCAGACUGUGACAAUGACAUUUUGGACCUGGCUGACAUAUUAAUGGAGGAAAACAGCUGGACAAAAACAAGAGAUCCCUAUGACAGAGCCACACUUUAUUUACAAAUGAGGGAUAUAAUAAAACAAAAUUUAUAAUUCAAUAUUGGUUUUAUUAAUAUUAUAUUUAUUUAUAAAUUUACUAAAAUAAAUCUCUCUACAUUAAACAUAUACAACUUGAAAAAUGUUUUAGCAUGAACAGACAAUCGGAUUAUUUGGCAUGCGUCAAUGAGGCAACGUUCCAUGCAAUAGCAUAGAACAUGAAAAAAAAUGGGGUCAUCUGGUGACACGGAUUAAGAUUAUAUACCACAUCACAUGACGUACCCGACACCGAAAAGAAUGUAUUAAAGUUUUACCAAAUUCCAAAAUCAACAGUAUUAUAAUAUGAAAUUGACUACAAGCUUUCGAUUUUUUUUCUCAUUUCCUGAAUUAAGUAUUGUUUAGACAUCUUCGUGAUAUUUGUCAAUUGAAAUUACAAGAAGCCGGAAUAGUAUUUUUUUUAUUAAGAUAAGACCCGUAAUUUUAGGUGUGUAUAUCUUUCAUCAGUGAUGCUGUGAUAUAUGAUACCUAAAGCACAUUGUACUGAUGAGCAUCAUUUGCUCAAAGUAUUAAAGAAUAGAAUUACUAGUAAUACUCUUACUAUGCGACAUGCCGUUUUAUGAUUACAAUCAUCACAGU